AAAAAUAGCAGCUGACAUUUUACGUUUGCAUUUAAUAGUCUAGGGUUUUUGCGAUUGGUGCAUAAUUGUGCAGUAGAGAGUGAUGUGUAAAAUCUUAAACAAAGAAAUUGUUAUGCGAAACGAAAUAAGAUCAUAAUAAGAACUGUAAAGGAUUUGAAAUAAUAUCUACUGUUAACGUUCGAAUUCUUUUUCAUCCAAAAACAUAAUCGCAUUAUUGCGCCUAAUUCGUGCAAUUAUGUUAUGAAUCUGUUGAUAGGAAUGUCAUCAGAUACUAUUUUGAUUGAACUUUGUUAAUAUUUACGAAAGAAUUGGUAUUCAUUUUUGGGAAUCAUUAAAUGCUGCAAUUAAGCUAAUGUUAACAUGAAUGAAUUUUUCACCAUGGAAUCCAGUCAAGAAGAGAAGUCUCUUGUAAAAGUACAAAAUUCUGAAAGUUCAAAAAUAUCUUUGGACUCAGAGACUCGUUUACAAAGUCUUGGCUUCAUCAUAAACAAUGGAAAGGCUAGGUUUAUGUUAGAAGAUGAUACACCGAUGUACUCGAAUGCUGCAUUAACCAACUUUAGUAUUACUGAUCCAAGUGAUACAUUAUCUUUUGUGGUGUUGGGUAAAGAUUCUAUGGAUUUCAUUCAGGCAUCUUCGAUUGCAUCAUAUGUUGAUAUUGAACGUAAAAGCAUGUCUGUUGAUUAUAAUUCUAUGAUUGCGUCGUGGAAUUCAGAUGAGAUUCAUGAAAAAUUAAGUGAGUUACUACAAGAGAAUGGAAAACUAAAAGAAACAUUAAAACAGAAUAAUAUUGCUAUGAAACAACAGUUUAACACUUUAGUCAAUUGGCAAGAAGAAAUUAUGAAAAUACAUCAGAGUCACAAGAAAAAAUUUGCUGAAACCAGAGAAUUAAUAAGUUACUUACAGAAAGAAAAUAAUGAAUUCAAAAUGAGACUGGCUACUGGGGGAAUUAGUACCGAACCAGGGUAUGAGAUGCUAAGUGCAAAUGAAAUGCAAAGUACUAGUGACAAAAAAGAGUCAUCUAUUCUUGGAACAGAACUUCAUGAAAAAGUAUCUUCAUUAACAGAAGAAUUAAGUAACUCUAAACAAAAAUGUGAAAAAUUAUCCUCUGACGUUGAGAAAUUACUUAGUAUAUCAAAUUUAGUGAGUUCUCAAUUGAAGCAAGCUACUUCUACGAUACAAGAUCAGAGGCUCAAUAUAAAAAAGUUAGAGAUGCAAGCUUCAAUGUCAAAAUCAUACGAUUCAAAUCAUUUUAAUCAGUCCCUUAAUUAUAAUAUCCCUAAAUGUACUGAGUUUACAAAUAAACAUAUAAAUUGUGAGAACUGUUUGAUAAAAGAUAAAGAAAUUAACUCCUUAAAAGAAUCUCUUGUUAUGCUUCAACAUAAAUUACAACAUGCUAUUCUGUAUGAGCCAGAAACAGUUUUGAGAGAAAAAAUAGAAGAUAUAACACAAACUAAUAUGUCCACUGAAUCUGUUAAGGAUAAGACAGAGUCAGUAGAACAGGGCAUUGAAAAUAAACAGUCAUUAGAAGAAAGUAUGAGUUUACUUGCCAAAGAAAAGGAACGUCUGAAGGAAACAGAACAGUUAUUAGACAGCCAAAAGAAAAAUCUUGAAAUGGAACGCAAACAUUUAAAUGAAGCAAUGGAACUUCUACAGCAAGAAAAAAUAAGUUUGAAUGAAGAAAAGUCAUCUCUUGAUCAACAGAGUCAGUUGUAUGAAAGUCAUUACAAAACUGUUCUAGAAACAGAAAAAAAUAAAUGUGAUGCAAAAUGCAGUCAAUUGAUCAGUGAAAUUGGUAUUUUGCAUGAAACUGUACAGAAAAAGGAAUUACGUGUGAAAGAGUUAGAAGCAGAGAUAAAACAACGUGAAGAACAUAUUGCCUUGCUGCGAAUGCAAUUAGAACUUUAUGAAGAAGAUUUUACAAAAGAAAAGAAUCAGAAAGAACGAAUAUUGGCAGAAAAAGAUGAACUGAAUGAUUCUCUACAGAGACAAACGGAACUUAAUCAACAAUUACUAGGAGAUAUUUCAACAUAUUUGUAUAGAUAAUUCACUGGGACAUCAUCAAAAUAAGAAAUACUAUUAUUUCUCAUGAUUUCUUUGCAGAUAUACUUAAUAUUUCUGUUAAUGUCAACAUUUUUGUCCUAAAUAUGAUAGCGCAGUCAAAAAUGUACAAUUUUUGAGACAACUGUUAUUCAGUGUUUGAAGUAAGAAUAAUACAAUAUUCUACAUUACUUCUUUUGUAUAGAAUAGUGUAUAUUAUUGACAAAUGAAAAUGUUACCAAGUUAAGUUAUAAGAAAAGAUGUAAAAAUUUAUAUGUAAUAAAUCCUGUAAAAAGAUUGACAAA
This is a messenger RNA of Nomia melanderi (Alkali bee), 2342 nucleotides long. RefSeq lists its product as uncharacterized. Gene Ontology annotation, biological process: regulation of canonical NF-kappaB signal transduction. The record is from RefSeq and is a predicted model, not a curated record. NCBI's taxonomy places the organism in Eukaryota, Metazoa, Arthropoda, Insecta, Hymenoptera, Halictidae. Gene Ontology annotation, molecular function: K63-linked polyubiquitin modification-dependent protein binding. Gene Ontology annotation, cellular component: cytoplasm; nucleus.